Chanos chanos (milkfish) is the source of this 1657-nucleotide messenger RNA. It is a transcript of the gene spi1b, whose product is annotated as Spi-1 proto-oncogene b. Lineage: Eukaryota; Metazoa; Chordata; Actinopteri; Gonorynchiformes; Chanidae. The record is from RefSeq and is a predicted model, not a curated record. Gene Ontology annotation, biological process: cell differentiation; regulation of transcription by RNA polymerase II. The coding region runs from base 275 to 1057 and encodes 260 amino acids. Gene Ontology annotation, cellular component: nucleus. The transcript has 5 exons. Gene Ontology annotation, molecular function: DNA-binding transcription factor activity, RNA polymerase II-specific; sequence-specific DNA binding.
UUUUGUCACGGCCAAACCAGGGCUAACCAGCCAGUACCAUUGUAUCAAUGGUUCUCAUUAGUUUGAGUCGCAGGCGAUAGUUUUGUGGCCUAUCAUCGGAUAAAGGUGUGCCUGUGUGCGUGUGUGUGUGUGAGUGUUAGUGUGUGUAUUUGAGCAGGGUCCUUGCUUUCGUUUGGUGAGGAAAUUUGGCAGAGUUGUGCAAUGGUACAUUUUGAGAGGCAGUGAGAAGGGUUAGUGUUCAGUGUUAGAGUGUGUUUUGAGUGGAUAAGUCUCCAUGUUACAUCCGUACAGAAUGGAGGGGUACCUCAUUACACCUCCAUCAGAAGAGAUGAUUUAUGAGCCUGAAAUGUAUCGACCACAGAUGGAAUAUCAAUACAUCAUAGAGGGAGAUGGUCAAGAUCAUGUAUGGGACUACAACUCCCAUCAUGUCCAUCCAAGUGACUUUGAGAACCUGACAGAGGGUCAUUUCACAGAGCUCCAGAGUGUGCUUCCUUCACAUGUGUCCGGACUCCGCAUUGGAGAAGUGGAGCCCACUCACUUUCUGGACCCCAGUCUAGCAGGACAUCCUCUGGCAAUACCACAGCAGGUGCCAUAUUACCCACGGCCAAUGUGCUACCCACAGUCCUCUCCUGUCCAGCCCAGUUCAGAUGGCGAUGAUCCAGGAAGUCGAAGUCCUCCUUUAGAGGUCUCAGAUGAGGAGGGAGUGAGGGAUAUCAUCAGUUCUACGACAGGGGGAGAGCAAGGUAACAAAAAGAAGAUCCGUCUGUACCAGUUCCUGUUGGACCUUCUCAAAAAUGGAGACAUGAAAGACAGCAUAUGGUGGGUGGAUCGCGAGAAGGGAACUUUCCAGUUCUCCUCCAAACACAAGGAAGCGCUGGCCCAUCGCUGGGGUGUACAAAAGGGCAACCGUAAGAAGAUGACAUACCAGAAGAUGGCCAGAGCACUGCGAAACUAUGGCAAGACAGGCGAGGUCAAAAAGAUCAAGAAGAAGCUCACCUAUCAAUUUAGUGGAGAAGUCCUUGGGAAAAGCCACCUAGAGAGAAAGCUGUACAUGUAAAAAAUGACAGACAGAAGUGAGAAAGAGUAACAGAGCUCAAUCAAGAAAACAAUAUAAAGUAAGAGACACGAGGGGAGAGAAAGAGAGGAAGAGAGAUAGGGAGAGAGAGAGAUGAAAAAUGAAAGAAGAAUCUCUUACUGUGUGAGAGAGAGCUUUCUUGCUUGGACUUGAAGCAUUAGGGAUAAAAGUCUGUCAUGGGGUUACCUGUUUUUUUUUCUCUACCUUUUGGCUUCCUUUUAAUAUUAUUGCUCACUCCUGCAUUAAUGCAACGAACUCUCUCUGUGAACUCUCUGAGUCCUGAGCUCCUGCUAAACUACCCCUUAAAGACAAAUUGUCCCUUAUUUAGCAAAAGGUACCUGCUGGUUGUUCCCAUAAAUUUUGUAGCAGUGAUCAAAAUAAAAAUAGAAAUGUUCAUUAUAAGCAGAGAGGGUGGGUUUGCUAAGCAAAAGCAACAGGGUUUUAAGUAUGGACAGUUGUGAACUUCCACACCAUUCACAGUGGAAAGAAAAAAAAAAUCACCAAAAUACAAAAGCAGAAGUGAAAACAAAUGACACAGCCUCAUGCAACACGGAAAAUAAAACUGUCUGGCCAACACACACA